UUGACCGGUGUGAUGUUUUGCUUUUCGAUAUGAUUUUUGGUCAGUCACAUAAACAUGACACAUUUUGUGCAGGUUUCUAAAGCAUUGACUUCAUGUCAUUUGCGUAGGCCUCUUGUUGGCCUGUGCAACUUUCACAGUUCUUUGCAUCUGUUUAAAGGCAGGAAAAGUCUCAUAAAGCUCGACAAAUUGCUGGCCAAGAAAAAGAAAAAAUUCUACUAUGAUCCGAUGAAUGUCGCUCAGCUCGGUCGAUUGGCAACAGGCGUAUCGGGUGGCAAGGUCAAGAUGAGAAGCGAAGACAGCAUCCGGCUGAGGACAUACAACAAGAUUCUGUUUGACAACAUCAAUGACAUGAUGACAACGAGCUUGAUCAGCGAAGAGUUGGAGGAACUCCAGGUCACGGUGUCAGGGGUACGAGUAGCGGGCGAUAUGAGUGCGUGUCGAGUGUACUGGCAAUCAACAGGUGUGGUGCAGGACGACGAAAGAAUCGAAAAGGUCCUGAACAGACACAAAGGCCCCCUGAGACGUGCCUUGAUCUCCCAUCGAGUGCUGGGAAAGAUACCUCCCAUCUUUUUCUUGAAGGACAAGGCCAGUGCCAACCUCUCCGAGAUAGACCGGCUGCUUGCUAUUGCUGAUUUUGGACCCGACGAAGAGGAAGAAAUUGAACUGAUGGAGGUGGAACUGAACACGGCAGUGGAGAAUUCCAAUAGUGGUGGGAGGAUGGAGUUCAUCCAGAAAUCUGGCAAGAACGAGAUGGAUGCCAGCGGUGAAGCCCAGCCGAGCCUGUUUGGCAUUGACCACGAUGCUUUGAACAGGCUGAUCAAGAGGGGGGACGUCAGCAAUCCGUUUACAGGGAUCCACGGGGAGUUGGCUGAAGACAGAGCUUCGGACAAGCGAUUCCAACAGCUGCGAGCAUUCAUGAAAAAGAAAAAGAUGGGCGAGACAGGCAAGAAGGAAGCAGCAUUCUACAGGGGAGAGCUGGAGUCGUAUGGAUCCGGCCGGAGAGGGGACGUCGAGAUUGAAGAUGAGACAGCAAUUGACUCAGAGGAGAGUUUUAGUGACGAGGAUUAUGACAAUGGUGAAGAUGGUGACGAGUUCACAUCAGAAUUACCAAGGGACAAAUAAAGACAACCAUCUUGCAUAACUUGUGGAUAAUGAAGUUUAUUUUACAAACAAAAACGAAUUUCCAAACGGCCAAGAAAAACUAAGCAGUUUUUUUCAUUCAAAAAAAUUGUACAAAGAAGGCAUAAUUUACAAAUUUGACACAAAUUUUGACACAUUAGUUGGCUCCAUCCACGGAUAAACCUGAGGCAAUGGAUUUUCAUUCAUUAAGAGCACUUAAAAGCGACAAAGUAUGUUUGGAAUAAACAAAUGAGCAAAAUUGUGUUUAAAAAUUGACAUGUAAGUUACAUGUAAUACAUUCAAGUGUCUUGAAAGGUAAGAGCUGGACCAAAGGCAUUGGCAAUGAGAAUAGUCCCUACAGUAUAGUGUCCAACAUUUCAUGGUCACUGUUACACGACAACUUACACUUGAAGACACAGCAGUAUAAGACACGGAGAAUAGUCUGUGGCCUGUACUCGUUCCCAUUUUGGCUUUCGCUUUUUCUAUUAGAAAGCGAGUGUGCUGAAAAGGCCCACAUCAGUGUAAUCCACACCCUGAUGACUAUUUAGUUGUGACAGUGUCCCAUUAUGGAUACAACAGUUCAUUUGAAUUGGU
Acanthaster planci (crown-of-thorns starfish) is the source of this 1713-nucleotide messenger RNA. Its product is annotated as putative ribosome-binding factor A, mitochondrial. Gene Ontology annotation, biological process: rRNA processing. The record is from RefSeq and is a predicted model, not a curated record. NCBI's taxonomy places the organism in Eukaryota, Metazoa, Echinodermata, Asteroidea, Valvatida, Acanthasteridae.